This is a messenger RNA of Nakaseomyces glabratus, 1065 nucleotides long. RefSeq names its product GTPase-activating protein GCS1 (gene GCS1). The record is from RefSeq and is a predicted model, not a curated record. Gene Ontology annotation, biological process: regulation of endocytosis; regulation of ARF protein signal transduction. Gene Ontology annotation, molecular function: GTPase activator activity. NCBI's taxonomy places the organism in Eukaryota, Fungi, Ascomycota, Saccharomycetes, Saccharomycetales, Saccharomycetaceae. Gene Ontology annotation, cellular component: Golgi membrane.
AUGUCCGAUUGGAAAGUUGAUCCAGACAACCGUAGACGUUUGUUGCAGUUACAAAAGAUUGGUGCAAACAAGAAAUGUGUGGACUGUGGUGCUCCUAACCCACAAUGGGCAUCUCCAAAGUUUGGUAUUUUCAUUUGUUUGGAAUGUGCUGGUACACAUAGAAGUUUGGGUGUUCACAUAUCUUUUGUUCGUUCAAUUACUAUGGAUCAGUUCAAGCAAGAAGAGUUAGUUAGAAUGGAAGAAGGUGGAAACGAACCCUUCACUGAGUAUAUGACCGCCCAUGGUAUUGAUAUGACCUUGCCUCAUAAAUUUAAGUACGAGAAUCCAAUCGCUGAGGACUACAAGGAGAAGUUGACAUGUAAAGUUGAAGGCAGAGAAUUUGUUGAGCCACAGCAUCCUGAUUUUGAUCCUAAAUCUUUGGGUAAAUCUGAGCCUGUGUCUGAACCAUCAAUUGCAUCAGAACAAUCAAGUCGACAAAACACCCCGAUCGAGUCAAGACGAAUCGGUUCACCAACACGCAAGGAAAAGAAUGAGGAAUACUUUGCCCAAUUAGGAAAGAAGAACGAUUCCAAGCCAGACCACCUGCCCCCAUCUCAAGGUGGUAAGUACCAGGGUUUUGGUAACACACCUGUUAAUAAUAGAAAUGCAACAGAUCCAAGCACCAAUACAAUGAGUUUGGAAAAUUUACAAACUGAUCCAUUGGGUACUCUCACAAAGGGUUGGGGAUUAUUCUCCUCAGCUGUGGCUAAAUCGUUUGAUGAUGUUAACGAGACAUAUAUCAAACCAAAUGUCCAGCAAUGGAAUACAGGUGAGCUGUCUGAAGAAACUAAGAGAGCUGCCGCGCAAUUUGGACAGAAAUUCCAGGAAACUAGUACUUAUGGGAUGCAGGCAUUUUCCUCGUUUACUAAGAAUAUCCAGAAGCAAUAUAUUAAUGGUGAUGAGAGCUAUUCCCAACUUCCUGCUAGUCAAAAAAACCAAUCUGCUAGUACAUCUCGAGAUGAUUUGCUAGGUGAUACCAAGAAGUCGGUACCAAAAGCAGGCGAAGAUGAGUGGGAAGAAUUCUAA